AUGGUCAUUAGGCUCAAGAAAGAACUGAUUAUCACAUCUUUUAAGACGAUUGAUGGUAGAGGCUCAAGUGUUCACAUAACCGAUGGACCAUGCAUCAAGAUCCACUAUGCAACUAACAUCAUCAUUCAUGGAAUUAACAUCCAUGACUGCAAACCAGGAUCAGGUGGCAUGAUAAAAGAUGGCCCACAUCACACCGGAUGGUGGGUCCCAUCAGAUGGAGACGCAGUGGCUAUAUUUGGAGGAAAGCAUGUGUGGAUCGACCAUUGCUCGUUCUCCAACUGCGAUGACGGUCUCAUAGACGCCAUACAUGGUUCGACGGCUAUAACCAUAUCGAACAACCACAUGACGCACCAUGACAAGGUCAUGCUUUUGGGGCACAGCGAUAGCUACACACAGGACAAGAACAUGCAAGUCACCAUUGCCUUUAAUCAUUUCGGUGAAGGGCUUGUGCAAAGGAUGCCACGGUAA
This is a messenger RNA of Raphanus sativus (radish), 468 nucleotides long. RefSeq names its product putative pectate lyase 11. Lineage: Eukaryota; Viridiplantae; Streptophyta; Magnoliopsida; Brassicales; Brassicaceae. Gene Ontology annotation, molecular function: pectate lyase activity. The record is from RefSeq and is a predicted model, not a curated record. Bases 1 to 468 code for a protein of 155 amino acids. The transcript has 2 exons.